Molecule: messenger RNA, 1172 nt
Organism: Rhizophagus irregularis DAOM 181602=DAOM 197198
Lineage: Eukaryota; Fungi; Glomeromycota; Glomeromycetes; Glomerales; Glomeraceae
Source: RefSeq, a predicted model, not a curated record
AUGAGUCAAUUCGCCAAAAGUGUGACUUGGUUUAAUCACAUUUCAGGAUUUCUUGAUAAUGGCCAAUAUAUUGUUGUAUGUGCUACAAAACAACAACUUAAAGCAAUUCCUGAAUUGACAUAUUUUGAAAUUGAUAUGGCAUUCAAAAGAAUUCAUACUUUAACUUUUGCACGAAUAUUUACAAAUAUUGAGAUGGCUGAUGCAUAUCAAAACCUAUUUGAAGACUUGUUUAAUUGCAUAGAAAAAGAUAUAGGUGAAAUAUUUAAUUUUUAUUAUAUUCAUAGAAGGGGUUUGGGAUGUAUUAUCGCAGAUCAACACAAAGGGCAAGCUUUAGGUUUAGAUCAAUAUUUAAAUUCAAAGUAUCCAAAUUUAACGCCAGUUGAACAUUUACAAUAUAUAUAUAAACUUUGUCAAAUUCAUUAUAAGCGUGCCAAAAUAAUUUGGGAUGCCAUAAUUGAAUUUGGGAUUUUACUUAUAAUUACGGCAGCUCAAAAUAAUUUGGUACCAACUUUAGAUACACAAGAAGAAGUGUUAAUAGUAUUAGAUAUAAUACAAUCUAGUGGCGAAUUAGGAGCAGAAGAUAAACGUGUUUCAUGGGUACUAUCGGGCAUAUCAAUUGUAUUUACCAAAAUGGAUUAUAUUAUUUGGAAUCAAAUACCAAAUAAUACUAAUGUGAAAGAAAGUGCACAUGCAAAUGUAAAUCAUGAUGAACGUAAUUUAUCACUUCUUGCCGGAAUUUGGGAAAGUAAAAAUGUCUAUGAAAAAUAUAAUAUUCCUGAUUCUUAUAGAGAUAAAUCUGAAUUGGCACAAUCAAUUCAAGCUGAAAAAAGAGCGGCAAAAAAGCAUAAAUGUAAACAAACUUCAUCCUUGAGUACAGUAAAAAAACAAAAAAGUAAUUCUCAUAAUAAGGAAAAUGAUACUAUUGAAAUUAUUGAAUUAAACGGAGAUCCAUGUUUUGAUCAAUAGAGAAAAGUUAAUACUUUGGCGUAAGAAACACUAGCUAUUUGAAAGCAGGCAAAUGAUGAGCUUGAAAGGAAAAUUGCACUGCUUGAGAAAAGAAACAGACUCUUAGGUUUAUAAUUUUUUUAACAUGAUUUUCAAUUACUUUUAUAAAGAAUGCAGCAUAUUCGAAGUAAAAUAAAGUAAUUUUCCAAUGACAAUAAUAAAAAUAU